Messenger RNA from Spodoptera littoralis (African cotton leafworm), 1563 nucleotides. Lineage: Eukaryota; Metazoa; Arthropoda; Insecta; Lepidoptera; Noctuidae. The record is from the annotation of a GenBank genome assembly.
AUGUUUCAGUUAUCAAAUCUAUUUGUAUUCAGUGCGUUAUUAGAAUUUGCUGUUGAAAGUGCUAGAAUAUUGGCAGUUUUACCGGUACCAUCAAUCAGUCAUCAAAUAGUAUACAGACCUUUAACUCAAGAACUAGCCAGACGAGGUCAUGAAGUCACAGUUAUAACACCAGAUCCAGCAUUUCCUAAAGGAAAAACACCACCUAAUUUAACCGAAAUAGAUGUCCAUGACAGCUAUAAGAUUUGGACAGCAACGCUUAACAAAAUACCAAAAAACAAAGAGAGAAAUGUUUUAGAAGAAGUAAAACUAUUUUUAGACUUAGGUUGUGAAGUAAGUGACGCCGAAUUAUCUCAUGAAGAUGUUAAAGCAUUGAUCAAGAGCAAAAAAGAAGACUACGUUGAUUUGCUCAUAAUAGAAGCGAGUGAGACUAUUUUUUUGGGAUAUUCGUACAUAUUUAAAGCACCGGUGAUUCUCAUUAGUUCGCUGUCUCUGUCUUACGACGAAAUUGAUAUGAUUGGGGCAGCUAUACACCCAAUCCUGUACACUUCGAUUAACAGGAUAAAAAAUUCGUACGAUUUGACGCUAUGGGACAAGAUCAAGGAAUUUUAUAAUUACUAUAAGUAUUUAAAGAUGCACGAGAAGUAUGAAAUGCGGAAACAUGCUAUGCUUAAAAAACAUUUUGGUCCUGAAGUUCCUCCUAUAUCGGUAUUAAAGAAUAAUAUUGAUAUGUUCUUUGUAAAUGUCAAUCCUAUUUUUGAAGGAGUAAGACCAGUGCCUCCGUCUGUGGUGUAUAUUGGUGGGCUACAUCAUAAACCUAACAAAGAACUUCCUAUAGAACUUAAAUCUUAUCUAGACACUUCUAAAAAUGGCGUAAUAUAUAUAAGUUUUGGUACAAACGUAGAUCCAACUCUGUUGCCAGGUGAUAGAAUUGAAGUUCUCGUGAAAACACUAUCUCAGAUGCCUUACGAUGUUCUAUGGAAAUGGAACGGUGAUGUUCUGCCUGGACGCACGGAUAAUAUUAGGAUCGCAAAAUGGCUGCCACAGCAAGACCUUCUCGGUCAUCCAAAAAUGAAACUAUUCAUCACACAAGGAGGUCUACAAUCAACAGAUGAAGCUAUAAUAGCAGGAGUACCUCUGAUUGGUAUACCAAUGUUUGGAGACCAGAUAUUCAAUGUGGAAAGAUAUGUUUAUCACAAAAUUGGACUCAAGCUUGAUUUGGACACGCUCACUGUAGAACAAUUCAGAAAUGCCAUUGAAACAGUAAUAGGGAAUGAGAGCUAUCGUCAAAAUGUUGUGAGUCUACGGAAUAAGAUGUACGACCUGCCUCAACCUCCUCUAGAGCGCGCCGUGUGGUGGACGGAGCACGUGCUGCGUCACGGCGGCGCGAGACAUCUGCGCGGACCUGCAGCCAACAUGUCAUGGACAGAGUACCUCGAACUAGAAUUAGUGUCCAUUUUAUUAUUAGGAUUGUUCACUGUUUUGACACUGAGCAUUUUAGUCAUGUAUUUCACUUGGAAAUGUGUGUUAAGUAAAUAUUUGAGAAUCAAAAUAAAAGGUGACUGA